AUGGCAAAAGAACCCUUACUGAAUCUACUCAAGAUAGAGCGAUAUGGCAAGACAAGGGGUUGGAAAGAUUUUCACAAGGACUAUGUCCGGGUUGGGAAGAUAGAGCUAGUCACAUUGUUGGGAGUUCUGAUGAUUGCAUUGGCUUUCCCGCGACAGAUGACGAGUACUUUCCAUGGUACCAACUCAAGACUGUGGGCCAAUUUAGUCGCCGAUAUUAAGAGGAUUAGUCUCCUUAGCAUGGGUGCCGACCCUAAGUCUUCUGGUCAUAUAACGUUCAACCAGAUCGGAAAAACUGCUGAUCGAGCCUUGUCAUUGCAGAGGACCCAGUGUUGGCGUGCGCUUCCUAGGGUGGGAGUCCGAAGAGGUGGGAGGCAGCCCGGACUUAGUUACACUCAGGAUCAGGGUGGGUCAUCAUCACAGCCCCAGCAGCAGGCCGUGUCAUCAUCACAGCCCCACCAGAGUCCGUAUCGCCCUAUUUUUGAGGAAAAUCAGACUCCAUACCGUCCUCCUUUGUCGCCACAGCACCAGACUCAGCUGGAUUUUGGUGAUCAAUUUCUUUCUUCUGGUAUGUCAGACCAGGGUCAACUUUCUCAGGAGGCGUUUCAGUUCCAGAGCCACCUGUUUUUAGGUUCUGGGUUUGAUAUUGCUGCGGGGCAGCGUUGUUUUGAGGACCAGGCUAGAGAUCAGACUCAACAGUAUCAGGCUGGAGCUCGGCUUGCGGGUCAACAAGCAUGCAGGAAGAAAGGACCGCAUCAUAAUUUAUCUUUUACACCGCUGGCUUUGGCUAAGGAGCCGAGAAAUAUGAAGGUGCCUGCAAAGCUUGCUAGUUGCGGACUCAGUGAAGAUAACCUUGAUGGUCAAAUGGGCAAGGGCAAGAAGCGCAAGUAG
Messenger RNA from Oldenlandia corymbosa var. corymbosa, 888 nucleotides. The record is from the annotation of a GenBank genome assembly. Lineage: Eukaryota; Viridiplantae; Streptophyta; Magnoliopsida; Gentianales; Rubiaceae.